This is a messenger RNA of Phyllopteryx taeniolatus (common seadragon), 5723 nucleotides long. Its product is annotated as ATP-dependent translocase ABCB1-like. Gene Ontology annotation, cellular component: membrane. Gene Ontology annotation, biological process: transmembrane transport. The record is from RefSeq and is a predicted model, not a curated record. NCBI's taxonomy places the organism in Eukaryota, Metazoa, Chordata, Actinopteri, Syngnathiformes, Syngnathidae. The transcript has 28 exons. Bases 97 to 3942 code for a protein of 1281 amino acids. Gene Ontology annotation, molecular function: ATP hydrolysis activity; ATP binding; ABC-type transporter activity.
GCAGCGCUGGCUCCGGUUGGAACACUGCUGCGCAAUGCAGAAAUCUUGUGAACCAGAGUACCACACCCUCUGUCUCCCCUCUGGCAGACCCCAGACAUGGAUGAAACAGACAAGUUGCAAAACAACCUCCCCGAUCACAACACAAAUAUUUACUUAAGUGAGUACAAUACAUCAGGAAGCACAAAGAAGAAGGAAACAGAGGGAAAAAAUGUCACAGUUGGCCCCAUUGAGCUGUUCAGGUUUGCAGAUGGCUUGGACCUUUUACUAAUCUUCCUCGGGACAGUGAUGUCGGUGGCCCAUGGGCUGGUGUUCCCCCUCAUGUGUGUUGUCUUUGGUCAUAUGGCAGACAGAUUUAUACAGUACUCAGCAAUGUCCAAAAACAAUACCCGCCACCUUCUUUUCACCAACAGCACCUUACAGGAUGACAUGGCCAGCUUUUCUAUUUACUUCGCCAUCACAGGGGUCUUGGUGCUGGUGGCCGCCUACAUGCAGGUUGCUUUUUUUACACUGGCUGCUGUACGGCAGGUCACACGCAUCCGCAAGUGUUUUUUCCACAGUAUCAUGCGACAGGACAUCGGCUGGUUUGAUGUCAAUGAGACAGGAACACUCAACACUCGCCUUGUUGAUGAUGUCUAUAAAAUACAAGAGGGUAUUGGAGACAAAAUGGGGAUGUUGAUCCAGUCGCUUUCCACCUUCAUUGCAUCUUUGGUUGUUGGCUUAAGCAUAGGAUGGAAGCUCGCUCUGGUCAUCCUGGCCGUCUGCCCCUUGCUGGGCCUAUCAGCUGCCAUUUUCAGUAAGGUGGUGACAUCAUUCACCGCUAAAGAACAGGCUGCUUAUGCCAAAGCCGGCGCAGUGGCAGAGGAGGUGCUUUCUGCCAUCAGGACUGUUUUUGCCUUCAGUGGUCAGCAGAGAGAGAUCCAAAGGUAUCAUAAGAACCUGGAGGAGGCUAAGAACAUGGGAAUAAAGAAGGCGAUAAGUUCGAACACCGCUAUGGGUUUCACCUUCAUGAUGAUCUUCCUGUCUUAUGCUCUGGCCUUCUGGUAUGGGAGUACGCUCGUUCGGAGUAAGGAGUACACUACUGGAACUGUACUCACAGUUUUAUUUGCUUUGAUUUUUGGAGCAAUUGCACUUGGCCAGACCUCACCAAACAUCCAGUCCUUUUCCAGUGCCCUAGGAGCUGCACACCACGUGUACCGCAUCAUUGACACUAAACCCAGUAUCGACAGCUACUCAGAGAACGGCUUCAAGCUUGAUGUCAUCACAGGAAACAUAGAGUUCAAGAAGAUCCACUUUAAGUACCCCUCAAGGCCAGAGGUCAAAGUAUUAAACAACAUGUCCCUAAGCAUUAAGAGUGGACAGACCAUCGCUUUAGUGGGAAGCAGUGGCUGCGGUAAAAGCACCACCAUUCAGCUUUUGCAGAGGUUCUACGAUCCUCAGGAGGGAUCUGUAUCUAUUGAUGAUCAUGACAUCCGUUCGCUCAAUAUCUGCCACCUGCGAAAGAUGAUUGGCAUGGUGAGUCAAGAGCCCGUCCUUUUUGCCACCACCAUAUCUGAGAACAUCCGAUACGGCCGAACUGACGUGACGCAGCAGGAAAUAGAGCAAGCUGCCAAGGAGGCCCAUGCUUACGACUUCAUCAUGAACUUUCCUGAUAAGUUUGAGACGCUGGUCGGGGACCGAGGGACUCAGAUGAGUGGAGGUCAGAAGCAGAGAAUUGCAAUUGCCCGGGCACUAGUCCGUAACCCCAAAAUCCUUCUGCUGGAUGAAGCAACAUCUGCGCUUGAUGCUGAAAGUGAAACUUUUGUGCAGGCUGCACUUGAUGAGGUCAGACUGGGUCGUACCACCGUAAUUGUGGCCCAUCGCCUCUCAACUAUCAGAAACGCUGAUAUCAUCGCUGGCUUCCAAAAUGGAGAAGUUGUAGAGUUGGGCACUCAUAGCCAACUGAUGGAAAAACAGGGUGUGUAUCAUACCCUUGUCACCAUGCAGACCUUCCAGAAAGCCGAGGAGCAGUGGAAUAGUGAGCAGAAUGAAAAGAGCCGAAUAGCCAAAACAUUUAAUGAUUCUUCCUUCAGAAGGAGUAAGUCUACAAAAGGUUCUUUCUCUGCUCAUUUGGAGGGAAACCAAAAAGAGAGAGAAACAUUGAUUGAUGCCAAAGACAAGACGGAGGAGGAUGAAAAUGUUCCCCCUGUGUCAUUACUCAAAAUUAUGCAUUUCAACCUUCCUGAGUGGCCUUACAUUUUGACGGGGAUCAUCUUUGCUGCCAUCAAUGGAUUAUUACAUCCCCUGUUCGCAGUCAUCCUCUCAAAGUUCAUUGCUGUGAUGGCUGAGGCUGAUGAAGAGAUUAUCAGAAAAGAAACAGAAUUCCUUUGCAUGAUGUUUGCAACUAUUGGAAUUGUAAUCUUUUUCACCAUGUUUCUCCAGGGUUACUGUUUUGGAAAAUCUGGAGAGAUCCUGACGUUGAAACUGAGACUGGCAGCUUUCAAGGCUUUGAUGCGGCAGGAUCUCGCCUGGUUUGAUGACCAUAAAAACAGCGUAGGAAUGCUCACAACAAGGCUGGCUUCAGAUGCUGCUCAAGUGCAAGGGGUAACGGGACUACGUCUGGCUACCAUGGUGCAGAAUAUUACCAAUUUAGGCACUGGUGUGAUUCUUGCCUUUGUGAAUGGCUGGGAGCUGACCCUGCUCGUACUGGUCUUGGUACCAAUCCUUGCAGUGGCUGGAACUGUGGAGAUGGAGUUGCUAGCUGGGCAAGCUGCCAAGGACAAGAAGGAGUUGGAGAAGGCUGGACAGAUUGUUACAGAAGCCAUCGAAAAUAUCCGUACAGUUGCAUCUCUGACCAGGGAACCCAAGUUUGAGUCUUUGUAUCACAAUAACCUGGAAGUUCCCUACAGAAAUGCCCAGAAAAAGGCCCAUGUGCAGGGUUUUGCCUUCUCUUUCUCCCAAGCCAUGAUCUACUUUACUUAUGCCAUAUGUUUCUGGUUUGGAGCUUGGCUUGUUGAGCAAGGACGAAUGGAUGUUGAAGGAGUAUUUCUGGUGGUUAUGGCAAUUCUGUAUGGUUCUAUGGCUGUUGGAGAAGCCAAUUCCUUCACUCCAAACUAUGCAAACGCGAAAAUGUCAGCUGCUCACAUCAUGAUGCUUCUGAACGCACAGCCUGCUAUUGACAAUCUCUCACAUGAAGGCCAGUCAUUGGACCAAUUUGAUGGUCAUGUGUACUUUGAGGGAGUUGAGUUUAACUACCCCUCAUGCCCUGAUGUACCCGUCCUCCGAGGGCUGAAUCUGAAGGUGAGCAAAGGAGAGACACUGGCCCUAGUAGGAAGCAGUGGCUGUGGAAAAAGCACCACCAUCCAGCUUCUGGAGAGGUUCUAUGACACCACGCAAGGGAACCUGAUGAUUGAUUCCAAGAAUGUGAAAGAGCUGAACAUCUGCUGGCUGAGGUCUCAGAUAGGUAUUGUGUCCCAGGAGCCUGUGCUCUUUGACUGCAGCUUGGCCAAAAACAUCGCCUAUGGAGACAACAGUCGUACUGUAACUAUAGAGGAGAUUAAGGCAGCUGCUGAAGCAGCCAACAUUCACAGCUUUAUAGAACAUUUGCCAAAGAAGUACGACACUAUGGCAGGCGAUAAGGGGACCCAGCUGUCUGGUGGUCAGAAACAACGAAUAGCCAUAGCCCGAGCCAUCCUUCGUAACCCCAAACUGUUGCUUCUGGAUGAGGCCACGUCUGCACUCGACACUGAGAGUGAGAAGGUGGUGCAGGAGGCGUUGGACAAAGCUAGGCAGGGCAGGACGUGUAUCGUUGUAGCGCACCGUCUGUCCACCAUCCAAAACGCAGACCGCAUUGCUGUCUUUCAGGGAGGGGUGGUGGUUGAACAAGGGACGCACCAGCAGCUGCUAGCCAAAAAGGGAGUCUAUCACAUGCUGGUCACUAAACAGUUGGGCUGUGGUAGUGAAUGAGAAGACUCUUUUAUUGAGUUAUUUUCACAGGUCACCAUUUUCAAUGAAGAGUGGCUGUUUGUUUGUUUGAACGCACGCGACUGUUGGUGUGUUGACUCGAAGACACCCAAACACAGAUGUGCAAGUAGGAAAUUUUCAGUUCAGUUUGUCUAAAUAAGGUCAGUGUUUCCCAACCUUUAUUGAGCCAAGGCACAUGAUACCAUCACCAAACAAAAUUGUCAGAAAAGCAUAAAUACGGAAAUAAUGACAAUAUUGUCUGAAUUUAGGCACAAAUUUACUUAGGGUGAAAAAUUUCUUAUUAGUUUUAGUCACAUUUUAGUCAUUUCUAUAUAUAAUAGUUUUAGUCAAUGAAAACUCAAAAAAUGGUUUAGUCUAGUUUUUAGGAAAAUGUUUCAAGUUCAAUAAAUAAUUUUUACAAAAUACCAUGCUAAGAAAAUAGAAUGGCCUUAACUAUCAAACAAGCAAAAUAAAAAUAUGUUUUGAUAGUGUAUUAACCACAUGACUGGCACUCACCCUGCACUUAAGAUUUCUGAUCUUUCUUUCUGAGCUAUGGACGGAAUUAUAAUGUAGCUGAACUGUGGUUGUUAUUAUCAGAUUAGAUUAUCAGAAAUACAUUAUUUGUAGGAAAUAAUAAUUUCAGACCAAUUAAGUGAAAUUGGAUCAUUUCCUGCAGCACACCAGUGAUCUAGAUUGUAGUGACAUACGCUCCCUGUUUUGCUGGGUUUUGUGGGAUAUCAAAUGUUUUCUCAGGUACAAAAUACUGUAUAUUGUAUAACUGAAUCAGGGAGUGAUUCCAUUAGGGAAAAAAUAAAGACAACUGAGGACAAGCGGUUUGGAAAAUGGAUGGAUGGAUGGAUAUAGAUAACUGACAGAUUAACAAACACAAAACACUCAAAAAUAGGAAGCAAUAACUGAAAUCUGAUUAAGUUUGGCUGAUUUACUGACUGACUGACUGACUGAAGUGAGGAAAGGGAAGUCUGUAAGGUGCAUUUGAGGGGAUUAGUGCUGCAGUGCAUGACAAUUUCAAGAGAUUUAACAUAAUUCAAACCUACUAGCCAAAUAUGAUAUGUAACAAUGUAUUACUAGCAGGAAAAAAUAUAUUUUAUUUUAUAUUUUACACCAUUGUAUACAUUAAAAUGGCAUUUACCCAUUAUUAUCCUCAAAAGUCCUUACAUCUGCGGACAGACCAGCCUUACCUUUGUUAACAGAACCUACCUCACAGUGCUCUUUCACAUGUAGCUCAUCUCGAAUGUGGCCAGAAUAAAUCUGCAUUGCAUGGAUUAUAGUCACAGAAAGUGCGACUUACUGUCCAUCCUUCCAUCCAUUUUCUGAGCCGCUUCUCCUCACUAGGGUCGCGGGCGUGGUGGAGCCUAUCCCAGCUAUCAUCGGGCAGGAGGCGGGGUACACCCUGAACUGGUUGCCAACCAAUCGCAGGGCACAUACAAACAAACAACCAUUCGCACACACAUUCACACCUACGGGCAAUUUAGAGUUGUCAAUUAACCUACCAUGCAUGUUUUUGGGAUGUGGGAGGAAACCCCACACAGGCACGGGGAGAACAUGCAAACUCCAUACAGGCGGGGCCGGGGAUUGAACCCCGGUCCUCAGAACUGUGGGACAGACGCUCGAACCAGUCGGUCACCGUGCCGCACUACUUACUGUAUUUGUGUAAAAAUAUAUUGUGAAUGGAAUGCAAUUACCUCUGCCAAACAAUGUUAAUGUAUCAAAUAAUUUAUUAAAUGUUGGUACAAACCUGAAUAAAUUGUGGAUGCAGAAAUGUA